AUGUCCAGAUUACAUGUAUAGCAGGUGUCUACGCUUUGCCUGCUGAUCAGCAAAGUUCCAACUACUUCUACAGAAGCAUGGCGGAAGUAACGUACAGAAGUCCUGGUAGUUUGACGUUUAAGAAUGGAGAUUUUAUACUUGACCAGAAACCUCUUCGGAUCCUCAGCGGUACCAUGCACUACUUUCGGGUGGUUCCUGAGUACUGGGAGGACCGCCUCCUCAAAAUGAAAGCUUGUGGCCUGAACACUGUGGAAACCUACGUGGCGUGGAAUAAACAUGAAGAAUACCCGGGCCAGUUUAACUUCGAUGGUAUCCUAGAUGUCAGAAAAUUUGUGCAGGUAGCCAAGAAAGUUGGUUUAUAUGUGAUAUUCCGCCCCGGUCCAUACAUAUGUGCAGAGUGGGACUUCGGUGGACUGCCAAGCUGGCUGCUGACAGACGAGAAAAUGAAAGUACGAAGUAACUACCAACCGUAUCAAGAUGCUGUUGAUAGAUUUUUCACCAAACUCUUACCUUUAGUGACAGAUUUACAGUAUUCCAAAGGAGGGCCUAUUAUAGCUGUCCAGGUAGAAAACGAAUUUGGUUCUUAUAGUGACGAGGUAGAACAUUUGUCCUUCGUCAAAGAGUUGCUGGAGAAGAAUGGAAUUCAAGAACUGUUACUCACUUCAGAAAAUAUAUUUGGGCUAAAAAGAGCAGCAUUUUAUCAACAUGCACUGCCGACAGCAAAUUUUCCAGAAAUGGGCGACGGUCAAAAACUUUUUGAUAUGAUCCGCGAGUGGAGUCCAGAUUUCCCACUUAUGGUAAUGGAGUUUUGGCCAGGCUGGUUUGACCACUGGGGACAAGGUCACAAAGGAUUGGCCAUGCCAUUGUUCGAGAACUGCCUGACAGGAAUAUUAGAUGCUGGUGGUUCCUUCAACAUGUACAUGUUUCAUGGUGGAACAAACUUCGGAUUUAUGGCUGGGGCAAACUUCUUCGCUAAUUCGACUUACAAACCAGACAUCACUAGCUAUGAUUAUGACGCUCCUCUGAGUGAAGCAGGAGACAUCACACCAAAGUUUCUGAGAGCCAGAGAAAUAAUCUUCGAAAAGGUCCUGAAACCAUUGGGUGUCACAAAGUUACCAGACCUUCCAUCAAACACACCAAAAGCUAGCUAUGUGAGAAAUGAGGUGAGGUGUUCCUCGCCGAUACCUAUGGAGCUCUUAAAGAUCCACGGUGAUUACGGUCAGAACUACGGUUAUACGCUGUAUCGUACCACUAUGCCAGCUGGGAAAUGUCUGCAGUUUUCAUCACUUCCACAGGAUAGGGCACAGAUAUUUAUCAAUGGAGCUUUUGUUCAUGUGAUUGACUGGCGAAAUCCUGGUUUGGAAAUAGACAUAGUCUGCACACAGGACACCAACACGCUGGAGAUACUGGUAGAGAACCAUGGACGUGUCAAUUAUGUUGAAUUCGGUCUAAAUUUAUUGAAUGAACAAAGAAAAGGUUUGUCCGGAGAUGUUUCCGUAGAUGGCAAGAAACUAGAGUCAUGGAGUAUUGUCCCUCUAGAAUUUGACAAUGAUUUUGUAAACAAUGUAUCUCGGUGUGACAAGUGGGUGUCCACCCUUCCGUCGUCGUAUAGUUCACCAGCAUUGUUCAAAGCCACACUGACAAUCAGUGACACACCAAAAGACACUUUCCUCUGCACAAAGGGAUGGGGAAAAGGCAUUGUGUUCCUGAAUGGAUUCAAUCUCGGUCGGUUCUGGUGUGUUGGACCCCAACAGACCCUGUAUGUGCCGGCACCUCUACUGAAACAAGGAGACAAUCAGAUUUUGAUAUUUGAACAAGAAGCCCCUGGAAUAUCUAUUGAAUUUCUUGAUGCCCCGAUCUUGAAUGAAAAUGACCAGCAAAAUGUGGAGGAUGCUGAUAAGGAAUAUCCGACUGGUUCAUAACUUGUUGAAGCAGGCUAUACCAUUAGAUAAUUGAUAUAUCUUCACCAAUAAUGGUUUAGCAAUCAAGCAGUUAAUAUUUUUACAUCUCGGAGAAAGUCUUACAGCAUGUUGGUGCCACUUUAUUAAGUCAAACCUGUCAAUAGAUACAACUCAAGGGUAAAGUUGCCUCUGUACACAGGUGGACUUUCUAAGGAAAUUCAAUUACUAUGAUACUAUGAACAGCAUUAAACAGAGAACAGAAAAGUGCCUUUUAUAUACCAUUAAAGACACCUCAUAAUGUAGUUAAGUGAUGCGUUUUUUUGGUACAUUACAGCUUACGAUAUCUUACUAUUUUAUGUAACUCGCUCUUGAUAGAAUCAGAUCUCAAGAAUGCUCAGUCAAUCCAUGAUGUUUUGGUGGUCAUUUAUUUGUUUAGUUAGA
Messenger RNA from Ylistrum balloti, 2342 nucleotides. RefSeq names its product beta-galactosidase-1-like protein 2. The record is from RefSeq and is a predicted model, not a curated record. Gene Ontology annotation, biological process: carbohydrate metabolic process. Gene Ontology annotation, molecular function: beta-galactosidase activity. Gene Ontology annotation, cellular component: vacuole. NCBI's taxonomy places the organism in Eukaryota, Metazoa, Mollusca, Bivalvia, Pectinida, Pectinidae. The coding region runs from base 78 to 1922 and encodes 614 amino acids. The transcript is spliced from 18 exons.